GAGCUGCCUCUCUGUGUUGGGGUGUCUACUCUCACAGAUCUCCCGCUUACAUCAGGGCUGCUGUGGCCAUGGCUUCCAAGUGCCUCAAGGCCAGCUUCUCCUCGGGAUCCCUCAAGAGCCCGGGGAAAGCCGGAGGGGGCUCCCCUCGCAUGUCAGCCAUGUACUCCAGCAGCUCGUGCAAGCUGCCCAGUCUUUCCCGGGGAGCCCGGAGUUUCUCUGCGUGUUCUGCCAGCCCGGGUAGGAGCAACUACAGGGUUUCCAGCUGCCUCCCUAUGCUCUGCCUCCCCACAGGUGGCUUUGCCACCGGCUACAGCAUGGGUGGAGGUUGGUUUGGGGAGGGCACCCUCACUGGCAAUGAGAAGGAGACCAUGCGGUCCCUGAACGAGCGCCUGGCUAGCUAUCUGGACAAGGUGCGCCAGCUGGAGCAGGAGAAUGCCAGCCUGGAGAGUCGCAUUCGCGAGUGGUGUGAGCAGCAGGUGCCCUAUAUGUGCCCCGAUUACCAGUCUUAUUUCCGAACCAUGGAGGAGCUCCAGAAGAAGACCCUUUGCAGCAAGGCAGAGAAUGCCAGGCUGGUGGUGCAGAUCGACAAUGCCAAGCUGGCUGCUGAUGACUUCAGGACCAAGUAUGAGACAGAGGUGGCCCUGCGGCAGCUGGUGGAGGCUGACAUCAAUGGCCUGCGCAGGAUCCUGGAUGAUCUGACCCUGUGCAAGGCAGAUCUGGAGGCACAGGUGGAGUCUCUGAAGGAAGAAUUGCUCUGCCUCAAGAAGAACCAUGAGGAGGAAGUGGACUCGCUGCGCUGCCAGCUUGGCGAUCGGCUCAAUGUUGAGGUGGACGCCGCUCCCCCUGUCGAUCUGAACCGCGUUCUGGAUGAGAUGAGGUGCCAGUAUGAGACCUUGGUGGAGAAUAACCGGAAGGAUGCGGAAGACUGGUAUGACACCCAGACUGAGGAACUGAACCAGCAGGUGGUGUCCAGCUCCGAGCAGUUGCAGUCCUGCCAGGCGGACAUCAUUGAGUUGAGACGCACCGUCAACUCCCUGGAGAUUGAGUUGCAGGCCCAGCAGAGCAUGAGAGAUGCUUUGGACUCCACCCUGGCAGAGACGGAAGCCCGCUACAGCUCCCAGCUGGCCCAGAUGCAGUGCAUGAUCGGCAGUGUGGAGUCCCAGCUCGGUGAGAUCCGGGCUGACCUGGAGCGGCAGAACCAGGAGUACCAGGUGCUGCUGGACGUCCGGGCUCGACUGGAGUGCGAGAUCUACACGUACCGGGGUCUGCUGGAGAGCGAGGACAGCAAGCUUCCUGGCAACCCGUGUGCCCCUGACUACUCACCCUCCAAGUCAUGCCUCCCCUGCCUUCCUGCGCUCUCCUGCAGCACUGGUGCUGCUCACACAACCUGCAGCCCCCGGCCUGUCUGUGUGCCCUGCCCCGGGGGAAGGUUCUGACCGAAUGGCAGACCUAGAGGGUCAAGGCCAUGGCCUCCAGGGUUCUAACAUGGCUUCCAGUCAACUCAGCUCUCACAGCCCAACUCUCUCUGUUCAUGCUGGGCCUAUGAGAGAGGGGCUUUCUGCAAAAUAAAUGCCUUACAGUUUCUUUGACACUGUCACCUAAGGCUGGUUGCCCUUCAAGGCCUUGACUUCUCAUC
Messenger RNA from Acomys russatus (golden spiny mouse), 1636 nucleotides. It is a transcript of the gene Krt35, whose product is annotated as keratin 35. The record is from RefSeq and is a predicted model, not a curated record. The transcript is spliced from 7 exons. Gene Ontology annotation, molecular function: structural molecule activity. Bases 69 to 1436 code for a protein of 455 amino acids. NCBI's taxonomy places the organism in Eukaryota, Metazoa, Chordata, Mammalia, Rodentia, Muridae.